Molecule: messenger RNA, 810 nt
Organism: Manihot esculenta (cassava)
Lineage: Eukaryota; Viridiplantae; Streptophyta; Magnoliopsida; Malpighiales; Euphorbiaceae
Exons: 3
Coding region: 52-729 (225 amino acids)
Molecular function (GO): protein binding
Source: RefSeq, a predicted model, not a curated record
GAAAAAGAAAAAGAAAAAGAAAAAGAAAAAGCACACACACGCCAGGAAAACAUGGGUGCGUUCAGGGUUCCCAUUUUCAAUCUGCACCUACCUUCAUCAACACCACCACCUACCAGAAAAAUCAAAGAAAUCUCCACUAGGCGCUUCUUCCUUUUCUCUUUUCCUCUAUGUGCUUCUUGCACCAUUACUGCUACUCCACUUUUUAUUCUUACCGAUUAUAUCACCCCUGUUAAAGCGAAUUCUUGGUUUGCUCUAGCUGAGGGCUAUGACCCUGUGAGCCAAGCGGAGAAAGACGCCAGCGCAACCACAUCUCGGAGAAUUUCGGAGGCUAUAGAGUUGUUGGAGAAAGGGAGGGAAUUACAGGCUCAGGGUGACUUCAAUGAUGCUCUUCUUUACUUCACUCAGGUGGUUGAAAAUUAUAAAGACUUUGCAUUCUCCGAUUAUGCAAGAGUGGGAAGAGCGCUGGCACUUUAUGAGAUUGGAGACAAAGAUGAAGCGAUUGCUGAGAUGGAGGAUGUUUCCAUAUCUUUGAAGGGAUAUCCAGAAGUACAUGCAGCUCUUGCAGCAGCAUUAUACGUGGACAAGCAUGCCCCUCUGCUAGCAGAAAAUCAGUUCACAAUUGCAACUCUGCUUGAUCCUCACUAUACAGACCUUUCAUAUGUAAAAGAAACUAAACAUUGGCCUCCAAGUUUGGUCAGUUCUUUGCAACGUUUCAUCACUCUGUCCUAGAAAUAUGAAUUAUACAUACAAGACUUAAGUUGAAUGCAUGAAUAUCAUACUUAUCAGUUACAAAACAAUCUUUUAUUACCA